CAAAUGACACUUAAUGACAGUUGUCAUAAACGUGCAUAAAAUCUCCUUCAUGUUCAUGGCACAUGUCAUGUCAUGAUUAUGAAGGUGUAAUGUCAGUCUUAUAAACACCCCUAAGUAAAGUGUUACCAACAAUUAACAGUGAUUAUCUACAAAUAUCAAAUUUUUGCCCUACUAAAAACCAGCAUAAGUUGGUUGGCUGGUUCAAGGUGGGAGUAGCUGGGGUACGCUGGUCCUCCCAGCCUGAACAGCUAUGUCCAGCUUGGAAAAAAAGACCAAAACACAUUUAAACCAGCAUGCUACACCAGCUAAAACCAGGCUGGGUUGGCCACAAUGCUACAACAAUGCUACAUCCUAUGAAAAAAGUACACCUUUGCACCUCUAGAGUUUAUUUUAGUACAUCAGAGGUACAUAUUUUGUACCAAUGAAAGCUUAUUAGUACAUUAAAGAUAUUAGUAUCUCAAUGUUACAUAACGGUACCAAACGUAUACAUAUCUGUACCUAAUGGUACUGUAUUCAUUUUGCUACUUCAAUUUGACUGUUCAUUGUUGUGUUCAUUUUGUGUUGUAGGAACUGCAGGUUCAGUAAGGAUUAAAAGACAAAUCCAACACAUACUUCACACUGUAUUUUAUUACCCUCUCACAGUAUUACAUAAGCACCAAAAUGCCAAUACAAUUUAGUGGAUGGAAGUCCUACAGUGAGAAAUCAAAGCACCUUCCAGGUCAAGAACCCCAAAAAAGCCACGGCUACAUUAUGUACCACGGGACACACAAAAGCAAUGCUACAGCUAUCAUCAUAUCAUCAGGAUUCAGAGCCUCUAGUGGAGGAACUCUGGGCCCUGGAGUCUACUGUAGCAGGAACAUUGGCAAAGCCAUGGGUUACCCGGGAUCCUGUGCUCCUGGUGACAGAGUUGUGUUCAAGCUGCGUGUGAAAGUAGGUAAAGUGAAGAGGAUAGACUCCCAGGGUUUGCACUUAAAACUCAGUUGGCAUCAGAAUGGAUACGAUACAGCCGCCGUUGCUGGAAUGGAAGAAGACUGCGUUUGGGACCCAAAGCGAAUCACUGUGAUUGGAAUAGCACAUUGCACAGAUACCAGCACUAAGAGUUCCUUGGAGAGUCUCAUAAAGCAACAGGGACAGGUGCAGAAUGGGAAUGGGAAAAGUUUGGAUCAGUGUAAGGGAUGUGGAAUUCAGACAAAAGAUAAACACACAAUGGUGAAAUGCUGGUCCUGUAAGGCAUCCAUAUGCCCUUUCAUGGAUAAGCAUGUCUGCCAAAAGAACUGAGGGUGUGAUUUUGUUUGUUUAUUAGUUUUAAUUUAUUUCCAAACCAUCACUACAGAAAUGAACAUCAAUCAAUGUUUUGGCAAAUGUGUUUCAAAAGCGAGGGGUGAGCACUGGACUAAGGCGUUGGUUGCAAUUCGCAACCUUACCACUAAAUGCCGCUAAAAUUUACACACUGCACCUUUAAACCAUUUUCGCUUGGGUUUAGGGUUAGAUUUUAGAUUUGCUUAAUGAGGUUAUUUAAUAUACAGGUUUCUCCAUGUUUUUGUCCAUAUUUAAGCCAUGGUUGCUUGGAGUUGGGGUUAGAGUUGGGGUUUUGGUUAGGAU
This is a messenger RNA of Misgurnus anguillicaudatus (oriental weatherfish), 1602 nucleotides long. RefSeq lists its product as uncharacterized. The record is from RefSeq and is a predicted model, not a curated record. Gene Ontology annotation, cellular component: cytoplasm. NCBI's taxonomy places the organism in Eukaryota, Metazoa, Chordata, Actinopteri, Cypriniformes, Cobitidae. Gene Ontology annotation, molecular function: NAD+ poly-ADP-ribosyltransferase activity.